Molecule: messenger RNA, 2094 nt
Organism: Osmia lignaria (orchard mason bee)
Lineage: Eukaryota; Metazoa; Arthropoda; Insecta; Hymenoptera; Megachilidae
Product: xylulose kinase
Biological process (GO): D-xylose metabolic process; xylulose metabolic process; phosphorylation
Cellular component (GO): cytosol
Molecular function (GO): D-xylulokinase activity
Source: RefSeq, a predicted model, not a curated record
UAUCGACAGAAACUUAACCUCUAUCGUGGAACGUCAGACGUUCGUUCGGUCGCACCAAAUGUCAUGGGAAUGUCGUAAAGGACAAAUAACGUUAACUAAACCGACUUUCGUCGUUCGUUAAUCUGUCUUACGCAACGGACAGAGUUAUAUUAUUAAUAAUAACGAUAAGAUUACUCCCGUUUAGUCGCGUUGCGUCGCGUAAUGAACGCGAAACAGCGCGUAACGAUGCCUCCUCGACUUGUGCUGAGAACGAGCGUAGACAACGUACGGACUAGAACGUUCAUACAUUAGUUUCUUGUGAAUCAAAGCAGUGUACGGUCACACGGUGUAGUGAACGCGUUAUUCAAACCUAUUUAUUUCAUUGAUAAUUCACCAGGUUGUACUCGUUUCACUAUUUCAUCUCGUUUUGUGACAGUUUACGAUUAUUGAAACAUGGGUACCGCUUCAAACGCGACAUAUUUAGGGCUCGAUCUCAGCACGCAGCAGUUGAAAGCGGUAGUCGUUGAUAAUAAUCUCGUCGUUCUCCACGAAUCCAGUGUACAAUUCGACAAUGAUCUGCCAGAAUUUAGAACGUACGGAGGAGUCAUUCAAAAAAAGGAAGAGCAACACGUUGUGGUGGCUCCCACCUUGAUGUGGGUUAAGGCCCUAGACAUGAUACUUGAUAAAUUGCGAGUGUGUGGUGUCGAUUUUAGCAAAGUGGCUGCUAUUUCAGGAUGUGCACAGCAACAUGGCACAGUUUACUGGGGCAAGGGCAGUCGAAAUCAUUUGCAACGAUUGGAUCCUGCAAAAUUCUUACACGAACAGCUCCUUGCCUCUUUCUCGGUGGCACAGUCACCUGUGUGGAUGGAUUCUAGCACCACUAAGGAAUGCAAUGUUUUGGAAGAAAUCGUGGGCGGUCCUAAAAAAUUAGCAGAGAUAACGGGAUCUCGGGCGUACGAGAGAUUCUCAGGACCUCAAAUAGCGAAGAUAGCUCGCAGGAGACCGGAAGCUUACAACAAUACCGAGCGAAUCUCUUUAAUUAGCAGUUUUUUGGCUUCCUUAUUCUUGGGCGACUUUGCGCCUAUUGAUUGGUCCGAUGGAUCUGGAAUGAACUUGUUAAAUAUUCAUACGAAAGACUGGGAUGACGUAUUACUGGAGGCUUGCGCUUCAGGUUUGAGAGAAAAACUAGGUAAACCUGUUUUCUCGUGCACCGAUAUCGGCCCAAUUUCAUCCUAUUUCGUAGAAAGAUUCGGCUUCGACGAGGCAUGCAGGAUAAUUGCGUUCACGGGCGACAAUUCUGGUUCUCUAAUAGGGAUGAGAUUGAAAGAAGGAGAUAUCGCUUGCAGUUUAGGAACGAGCGAUACUCUGUUUUUAUGGUUGAACAAACCAAAAACUGUCUUGGAAGGACACAUAUUUUCUAAUCCACUUAAUGAAGACGCUUACAUGGCAUUACUUUGCUUUAAAAAUGGAUCUCUAACUCGCGAAAGAAUACGAGACACCGCAGCACAGGGAUCUUGGCAGAUCUUUAACGAAUUAUUAGAAAGCACACCACGGGGUAAUUUCGGAAAUCUAGCCUUGUACUUCGAUGCACAAGAAAUUUUGCCGUUUGUCAUUGGUGAUCACAGAUUUAAUAAAGCGAAUGAUGAGAUUUCUCGGUAUAGUUCAAAAGAGGUUGAAGUGAGAGCUUUAAUCGAGGGUCAAUUUGUCGCGAAAAGAGCUCAUGCUGAGGACUUUGGUUUCGUUAUUGGGCCUAAUACACGCGUUAUUGCAACAGGGGGUGCAUCUACAAACAAAGCCAUACUGCAAGUGCUUUCUGAUGUUUUUAAUUCUCCAGUUUAUAUAUCGGAAAUAGCCAAUUCAGCUAUGAUGGGCGCAGCCUAUCAAGCAAAACACGGUUUGUUACGAAACGAAUGCAACUUUGACGAAAUAACGCGUUGCUUGCCAGAACCAAAGCUAGUGUGCCAUCCUUUCGAUGACGCGGAAUCAAUAUAUAAAUUAAUGGUUGCACGGUAUCGGAAAAUAAUAGAACAAAUUAAAAAGAAAACAAAUACAAAAUGAAGUACGUAAAUAGGUAAUAUAUACCGCAGUUCACCAGAGUCCAUAACUGCGACGCGC